This is a messenger RNA of Eutrema salsugineum, 743 nucleotides long. RefSeq names its product 40S ribosomal protein S11-3. Gene Ontology annotation, cellular component: cytosolic small ribosomal subunit; ribosome. The coding region runs from base 93 to 572 and encodes 159 amino acids. Gene Ontology annotation, biological process: translation. The transcript has 6 exons. Gene Ontology annotation, molecular function: structural constituent of ribosome. Lineage: Eukaryota; Viridiplantae; Streptophyta; Magnoliopsida; Brassicales; Brassicaceae. The record is from RefSeq and is a predicted model, not a curated record.
GUUUUUCUUUCUCGAAGCUUAAGCCGUCGCUGCCGCUCUAUCGUCUCCUACAUCUUCACUUCAAGCUCUAACGUGAGAGCAAAACAGCAGCCAUGGCAGAACAGACUGAGAAGGCAUUUCUAAAGCAACCCAAGGUCUUCCUUAGCUCGAAGAAAUCCGGAAAGGGAAAGAGACCUGGAAAGGGUGGAAACCGAUUCUGGAAGAACAUUGGUUUGGGAUUUAAGACUCCUCGCGAUGCCAUUGAAGGAACUUACAUUGACCAGAAAUGUCCCUUCACUGGAAUUGUUUCAAUCAGAGGUCGUAUCUUAGCUGGUACUUGCCACAGUGCCAAAAUGCAGAGGACCAUUAUCGUGCGAAGGAACUACCUCCACUUUGUGAAGAAGUAUCAGAGGUAUGAGAAGAGGCAUUCGAACAUCCCAGCUCAUGUCUCACCGUGCUUCCGUGUUAAGGAAGGUGACCAUGUCAUCAUCGGCCAAUGCAGGCCUUUGUCGAAGACUGUGAGGUUCAAUGUGUUGAAGGUGAUUCCAGCUGGUGCUUCUGCCUUUGGAAAGAAGGCUUUCACUGGAAUGUAAGGAGGGGUUUUUUGAUGUUAGUUUAUGUUUCUGGAUAGAGCUGAAUUCUGUUAUUUAUGGAGAUUUUUCUAUUUUAAUGUUUUAAUGCACCGAUUUUGUUUUACUUUUUGCUGAAACUUUUCAUCGCAAUUUGAGAAAUCGUUAUGUAUUAGCCUGAGUUUCGUUACUAUA